AUGACCAACACGGGUGCUCCGACUCAGCCAGCGGACACUACCUGCAGUGAGAACAACAUGCCGCCAACAGCGUCUCCGCAGGUAACUCUACAACCUGCUCCUGUUCCCUCGUCCAUUUUACCUGCAUUGCAGGAUCCUGCUGGUUCAACUACACCACCAUUGGAUGAUUACGGCAAGACCGAAGUGCCCGUUUCUGUCACCACGGCGCCCCAAGAAGAACCGACCCAGGGCCCAGAGCCACCGAGCUACGGCGAGCCUUCUCUCGGAGGAUUUAGCCCAGACCGCAGCUCGAGCCCUAGUCCUCCUGAUUAUUCUCCCGCUGAGCAACCUACGCCAUCUACAGACAGCGUUCCUGACCCAUAUUCGCCAGACCAAGGCUACAAUGAGCCUCCACCAACUGCAAACUGCUCGUCCUCGUUUGCGCCGGACGUUUUUCCUUCAGAGACAACACUCUGGCCCAAGGCAUCCAACACGGACGAUCCCCAGGAUCAGCCACCUGUCCCCUCUCAAGUCCCAGGAUCCUAUACAACCCGCACCCAUGUUCCACCGUUUACCACUGUCGGCGGCCUGGCCUUUCUCGCCGCCAUGAUCAUCUGAGGGCCACGUUAUGAAGGUUUCUCGGCAGCAGUAUCUCAGUCAUCAGCCUUGAAGAUUUUUGGAGCGAAAUGUUAGCUGGUUGAGGUUCGAAGCAAGUGUGAUAAUAC
Purpureocillium takamizusanense is the source of this 704-nucleotide messenger RNA. RefSeq lists its product as uncharacterized. The record is from RefSeq and is a predicted model, not a curated record. Lineage: Eukaryota; Fungi; Ascomycota; Sordariomycetes; Hypocreales; Ophiocordycipitaceae. Bases 1 to 597 code for a protein of 198 amino acids. The transcript has 2 exons.